Haliotis rufescens (red abalone) is the source of this 2069-nucleotide messenger RNA. Its product is annotated as prostaglandin reductase 1-like. Gene Ontology annotation, biological process: prostaglandin metabolic process. Lineage: Eukaryota; Metazoa; Mollusca; Gastropoda; Lepetellida; Haliotidae. Bases 109 to 1104 code for a protein of 331 amino acids. The record is from RefSeq and is a predicted model, not a curated record. Gene Ontology annotation, cellular component: cytoplasm. Gene Ontology annotation, molecular function: 2-alkenal reductase [NAD(P)H] activity; 15-oxoprostaglandin 13-reductase [NAD(P)+] activity. The transcript has 9 exons.
GGGAAACGGUCUGUAUAAAGUCUCCGGGCGUGCAGAUCUGCCACAUCGAGAGACAGCGCAGUCCAAGGUAACACAGGAGAUCUACCCCGGGUAAAGAUAUACACGACCAUGGUGAAGGGAAAGGCAUGGGUGUUGGCGAAGGAUUUCGAGGGGGAGCCCACGGAGGCCAAUUUCCGCCUCAUCGAGGAAGAGAUUCCGGCCCCCAAGCAGGGAGAGUUUGUGACUGAGGCAGUAUGUCUGACUGUUGAUCCAUAUAUGAGAACUGGCAUGGCUGGGUUGGCUGUAGGGAAAGUGCUGAUGGGAGAACAAGUCUCAAGAGUGACUGAGAGCAAGAACAGCGAGUACCCUGUUGGAGCACUCGUCCAGUGUUACAGUGGGUGGCGGAGCAGGUCGUUGGUCAACCCCAAAGAAAACCCCGAGGCUCUCAAGCUUCUUAAAGUGCCCAACCUCGGUGGCAAAGACCCGUCGAUAGCUCUUGGAGUCAUUGGGAUGACAGGAGUGACGGCGUAUCUAGGUUUCCUGGAGGUGUGUCAGCCCAAAGCUGGGGACACGGUGCUGGUCAGCGGGGCAGCAGGGGCAGUGGGCAGUGUGGUUGGACAGAUCGCCAAGAUCAAGGGUUGCAGGGUGAUUGGGUCUGCCGGAUCCAAGCAGAAGUGUGAUUGGCUGAAGAGUCUUGGGUUUGACUACGUGUUCAACUAUAAGGAAGUGAAACUGGACGACGCACUCAAGGCUGCUGCACCAAAGGGCAUCGACUGUUUCUAUGACAACGUCGGCGGUGAAAACGCCUACCGCGUGCUGGAGCACAUGAACAACUACGGACGGAUGUGUGUGGGUGGGGCCAUUUCCACCUAUAACACCGGCAAGGAACCAUUGGUGCCGUCACCAUUCCUCACCAUCCUCAUAAAGAGACUAAAAGUACAGGGAUUCGUCAUAUUCGACUGGGACUCCAAAUUUCAGGAGAGCAGAACCCAGCUUCUUAAAUGGGUAAACGAGGGCAAGCUCAAGUACAGGGAGACGGUUCAUAACGGAUUUGACAACAUGCCAAAGGCAUUCGUGUCCCUGUUCUCAGGAGCUAACACCGGCAAGAUGAUCGUGAAGGUUUAGCCCUAUCUACCCCAGCAUAAGCAUUGCCAAUAUGUGCACGGGUGCGAUGGUGUAGCCCAUUUCUAGUGUCCAACCCCACCCCCACCCCCCACCCACCCCGUGAAAUUGCUGGAAUAUUGCAAUACGUGGCGUACUUCAGUGAUUUCACUGAGAAAAUAUAUUCCGUUCUGAUUUAUGCUUAUUGCAAAGUAACUGCUUGCUUGUCCAUUCUAGCGAUUAUGUAAUAAGAACAUACUUGUAGGUUGUUAUAUUUUGCUGUGUUUCUUUACAAAGGCCAUGCCUGACUAUAGCCAUAUGGAAAAAAAUCGGUUCUUCUUUAACUUCUUUAAAGUAGUAAAUAUUACAGGCCAUUACAAAUUAAUUAGAGUCAUAAGAAAAAAAUGAGUGUUCUGUAACUUCUGUUAAGUAGUAAAUAUGAUACACCCUAUUUUACUAAGAAUCUGUCUCCAAUGAAUUAAUGUUCCGAGGUUCAAGACUGGAAUUCAAGACUCAGAUGAUCCACUUGGUACACAUAAUGCGUUAUUCCUCGUAUCUCGGAAGCCCAUGGGUAUUCACGGUUAGAAUUACGUCCCAGCAACCCAUGCUGGUUGUAAGAGGCGACCGAAUGGAUCGGGUGGUCAUGCUCGGUGACAUCGUUGACUUGGUGUCACCGUAACCCGGCGGUGUGUAUCGUUGCUCAUAAUGUCAGUCACUGGAUUGCCUGGUCCAGAAACGGCAGACCAGACUCUCAGAGUAUCUUUUGUGUUAAUGUGUGAGUAUCUCACAUGGUUUAUCAAAGUUGUUUUCAGAAGUAUAUUUGUAUGUCAUUGUACACUAUCUGUUGUGAGUAUCUCACGUUCUAUGUUAUUGUUUUCAGAAUAAGUUUGUAUGCUAUUGUAUUCAAUCUGUUGUGAUGCCAAUCAGAAAUUAGAAUGGAUUAUUUGUCAAAUGAAUUAUAUCUUUAUACAAUAAAAUGUGUUUUCCGA